Messenger RNA from Poeciliopsis prolifica (blackstripe livebearer), 2611 nucleotides. It is a transcript of the gene jam2b, whose product is annotated as junctional adhesion molecule 2b. Lineage: Eukaryota; Metazoa; Chordata; Actinopteri; Cyprinodontiformes; Poeciliidae. Gene Ontology annotation, biological process: leukocyte tethering or rolling. The transcript has 10 exons. Gene Ontology annotation, cellular component: tight junction; cell surface; protein complex involved in cell adhesion. The record is from RefSeq and is a predicted model, not a curated record. Bases 142 to 1014 code for a protein of 290 amino acids.
AGCGCCCAGAGCCCCUGCUGCAGAUGAAACUUGAAGAAGAGGCUGUGGAGAGUUAGCACUUAAACUUUAUCUCAUCCAGACUCAGCAAAUCCCCUCAGAGCUAAACUCCAGAACCGGGACGGACCAUAAAACACCACGAAGAUGCUGCCGCUGCUGCUGCUCAUCAUCGCUUUACACAGUCACAUGUGUCUGUCAGUGACAGUAAGCACCAGCAAGCCCAAAGUGGAGAUCCAUGAGCACACAGACGCCGUGUUGUCCUGUGAGUUCAAGACGGAAAAAGAUCAGAACCCUCGAAUUGAGUGGAAAAAGAAAGGAAAAGGAGUGACUUUUGUUUAUUUUGACAAGAAAUUUGCAAAGUCCUACGCAGGUCGGGCUAAGAUAGAGGGAGCGACGCUGACGAUUCACUCCGUCACCCAGAAAGACUCGGGGGAAUAUCGCUGUGAGGUAACUGCCAGUGAAGACCACGUUAACCUCGGAGAGGCCACUGUGACCCUCAAUGUGCUCGUGCCUCCUCACGUCCCGUCAUGUGAGGUACCGAGCUCGGUGUUUGUCGGCACCGGCCUCGAUCUGUUCUGUAAGGACAAGCUCAGCGUACCGCCGGCCACCUACCGCUGGUACAAAGACAAUACGGCUCUGACAGCCACGGGAGACGCUCCAUACAGCAUCGACACAAACAAGGGAACAUUGAAGUUCAAGAGCGUGUCCAAAGAAGACACAGGGAUGUAUCGCUGUGAGUCCUCCAACAGUGUGGGGGCGCCAAAGAGUUGUGUAGCCAAGCAGCUCACAGUUGUUGAAUAUCCAUGGAAUAUGACGAUGUUGAUAGCAGGUGCGUCAGGAUUUGUGGCGCUGAUCCUUUUCUGCUGUGUCAGCAUCUGCAUCUGCCGCCGCAGAGGCUGCUGCAAGAAAAGCAGGAAGACGAAAAGCUCCAAGUCCUACAACCCUCCUCCGCCUCCCCCGCCUCCUCCCACCCGCAACUUCAAGCACUACAAACAAACUCAGUCCUUCAUGAUCUGAGGGGACGACGACGAGUUUGUCAAAUAACCAAAGUGUACAGCAGGAACGCUCAGAGGCUCUGCUGCUGGUGCAGAAAUCUUCAGCUUUCAGGCGAAGCAGAUGUUUCCUUCCUGAGUUGCUGGUUCUGUCCAGUGGAAGUCCCAAUGAUACAAAGACAAGUGUACAGCUUCAUUACUUUUCCAUAUGAUAUUUGUCAUUUAACGUUUUUCACUUCUUGUUUUGAGAGCAGAUGUUAAGCUCUUUAAGUCAGUGUAUAUCUUAUUUUUGGUAAAACUGUAUAUAUAUAUAUUUGGUUAUAAAUGCUUCAUGUUGGUUUUGGUUGACUUAGACAUGUAAUAUUUAAUGUUUCUAGUCUUUUUUCUAGCAUUUAAUUGAGCUGUUUGUUGAUCUGAUGCUGUUUUUCUUGUAAACAUUUUUUUUUAAAUAAUUGUUUGAACAGGUGUCUGCACACACUGAACAGUAUUUUAGAAGUUUUAAAAUCUUUCUUGCUUAUAUUUUUGAGAAAUCUUAGCUUAUACCCAAUAAAGACUGCUGGGUAAAUAUGCACAUUGGGUUUAAUGGCGCUCAGACUGGAUUAGACAAAGUGUAAAGCAUCAGUCGGUGCUCCAAACAAAUCUGAUGCAGAUUCAGAUUUGUAUCCCAAAUGGGCAAUUGAUGUUACAGCAAGUAUUAAAAACUAAAUGGCAAAAUAUCAACUAUUAAAAAAUAAAAAAUCAUGUCAAAAGGACAUGAAAUACAAAUCAAUACAUAAUGAGAAGAGUACAGCAGACGUAUUUAUUAAUUACUUACCGACAGUUGCUACAAACACUAGAACUUGUACCUGUUACUUUUCAUACUAAGAAGUCUGAGCCUGAUGCCAGAAGCCAGAAACUGGAUCUCAGCAUGUAAAGGAUGAGAAGUAUCAACAAUAAUUGCUUUAGUUUCCCUAAUGAUUUGUUUUUUUGAACAGUUCUGCAAGUGAGCAUUGUUCAACUCCAAAGAUCUCAUUACUAGUGUGUAUGACUCUGCUAAGGGCAUUUUUUGAAACCAACAGAGGAGGGAAAAAGGCAACAUAAGUUCAACGUAUGAUCUAUAAAAUAGAAUCAUCAAUGACUCAUCAACUUGAAACUUUGCGAGCCUCCUUAGACAAAAUCAUCUUUGCUGGCCCUUUUUUUUGUAGGUUUUCUGAAAGGCAGGUAAAUUUUAACUUAUUAUCCAAAAUAGUCCCAAGAUAUUUGUAGUUUUCUACUGUCUCCAGUGUCUGAUACAUAAUACUGAUGUUUUUCCUCCAUUUAGACCAAAGAUGAAACUGAUGGUGGAGGUGCAGAAAUCGCUCACAUAUGCAGGGAAGCUAAACAGAUGUGAGAAAGUCAGAUGUUAUACUAUAUAUAUUUGGUUAUAAAUGCUUCAUGUCCUAGAUGUUAUACUAAUGGCAUUAAUAACACAUUACAGUCAGGCUUUCCUUUACACUAAUGUUUUUCAAAGAUGUUAUGAUCUGGUGACGCUCAAAUAAUCUUGGAAAGCCUGAAUAACGGAGUGCUGUGUUAAACUGCAGCCUAACUCACACACAUUUUGACAUCUUCUCCAUUUCAUUUGAAUAAAUGUGAGAUAAACUCUG